AUGACCUAUACUACAGACUCGGCAGAAUGGCCUUCGGGCUAUCAAGUGCCUGCGGCCGUCAAAGCCCUUGUCGAUAGACUUUACAGCCUACUCGAUAGCGAUGCAUCAAAUGUUGGAGACAUCUUGGCGAACGAGAUCUUUACCUCUGAUGGUGUCGCCUUUUUCGGUGGUAGUCCAUCACGUGGAACUGAAGGCAAGUCCCUGAGACACAUCACAUUCGCGUCCAGAGACAAGGCCUGGGUCGCCAUCUCCAGCCGCAAACACACGGUUCAGCGUGUUUACAUGAACAGCAAGGAUGGCGAUGAUCUUCUCUUCAUUGCUAAUGUAGAAAUGGGUCUUCGAAAUGGGAGACGAGUGGAAGGGCCCUUUGCUGGGCGCCUGGUCAUCUCAGAGUCGCAGAGUGCGGACCCGAAGUUGAAGCUUUACCAAGUUUGGGGCGACUCCGGACCGCUUGUGAAGGCUCUCCAAGAGAAAUAG
Messenger RNA from Thyridium curvatum, 477 nucleotides. RefSeq lists its product as uncharacterized. The record is from RefSeq and is a predicted model, not a curated record. The coding region runs from base 1 to 477 and encodes 158 amino acids. The transcript is spliced from 3 exons. NCBI's taxonomy places the organism in Eukaryota, Fungi, Ascomycota, Sordariomycetes, Thyridiales, Thyridiaceae.